Molecule: messenger RNA, 959 nt
Organism: Chara braunii
Lineage: Eukaryota; Viridiplantae; Streptophyta; Charophyceae; Charales; Characeae
Source: the annotation of a GenBank genome assembly
GGAGAAGAAAGAAGGAUACGUAGAGCCCGUGCGCUAGCAGCGGGGAUAGCAGAAGCAAACAGGGCAGCAAGAGAGUAGGCAACAGCAGCCAGAGCAGCUGUGAUGGCUAACGGCGCAAGCUCUGCUGCGUCAUCAUCUGCGUCCUCGUCAGGGACUAAUGGGAGCACGUUGGGAAUGCCAACGAGUUCCACAAGUUCCUCAGGCACUUCCGGUUCCACAGGUUCUAGACAGUCUUCUAGUCAAAUGGCAGGCUCACAGUUCAGCCCCAUGACCGCACGUGAGCGGGAGCUCAGAGAGAUCCAACAGGUCGAGAGGCUUUGCCAGCAGUUCGAGGAGGAUCUGAAGAAAGCAACCGAUAGAGAAAAAAAGAUAAAAAGUAGAGCAGCCAGACUUGAUACGUUAGAGGCUGACAAGUCUGCGUUAGAGGGAUUGGACGAAUCGAGUUUGUCUGACACCCUGAAAGUGUUGAGGGACAACAUGUUGUCACUACAUGCGCAUGUAGACUGCAGGAUGGACUUCAUGCAAAGCACUUUGGACCAGAUCCUGGAUGCAUUGACAAAGCCAGGGUUCCGGCCACCAGCACAAUCGCCGUUGCCGUUAACGGCGAUGUCAGGCCCCUUUGCCGUACAAGCUGGCACACAGCCAAGUGGUACGUCUGCAGCAGCCGCACAGACUGUUGCAUCUUCUUCUUCGGGUCCAGUGGUGAUUGCUGCGUCACCACAACAACCUGUUCAGCAAGCUGGACAGUCGCAAGGUCAAUGGUAUCCUAAGACCCCAAUGAAACCGCCUCUUGCCUUCUCAGGCGAGAGAAAGGAUGAGGAACUCAACACAUGGUUGAGAACAAUCCCGGUUUGGGUGAAGGCCAAAAGGACCUUGCCUGAGGACGAAGUGGUAACCGCGGCGUCUUAUCUAGAAGGUAAGGCAGCCAAGUGGCUAGAUGGUGUAGUUGUGAAGGCCGG